Sycon ciliatum is the source of this 743-nucleotide messenger RNA. RefSeq lists its product as uncharacterized. The record is from RefSeq and is a predicted model, not a curated record. Gene Ontology annotation, molecular function: protein binding. The transcript is spliced from 5 exons. The coding region runs from base 42 to 479 and encodes 145 amino acids. Lineage: Eukaryota; Metazoa; Porifera; Calcarea; Leucosolenida; Sycettidae.
AUCUGGAAGUCCUCAAGUAUCUACUAGAUCUCCAACCAGACAUGAUCUCGGUAAAGUGCCACGCUGGUGACCUUCCUGUUCAUAGCGCUGCUGAGACUGGUCGUCUGGAAGUCGUCAAGUAUCUACUAGAUGUCCAGCCGGACAUGGUCUCCGUAAAGAACACAAGAGGUGAACUUCCUGUUCAUCGUGCUGCCAGGAGUAGACAUCUGGAAGUCCUCAAGUAUCUACUAGAUCUCCAACCAGACAUGAUCUCGGUAAAGUGCCACGCUGGUGACCUUCCUGUUCAUAGCGCUGCUGAGACUGGUCGUCUGGAAGUCGUCAAGUAUCUACUAGAUGUCCAGCCGGACAUGGUCUCCGUAAAGAACACAAGAGGUGAACUUCCUGUUCAUCGUGCUGCCAGGAGUAGACAUCUGGAAGUCCUCAAGUAUCUACUAGAUCUCCAACCAGACAUGAUCUCGGUAAAGUGCCACGUAAGUUGAGAAAUCUGUAUCGUAGACUCCCUUUACUGUAGUCAGUCACUCUUACAGCACUCUUGAGGAUCACUGUGCUAGCUGUAUGUCUAUUGGUGGGAGAAUAUCAAGCUGAUACAACAGCAACCUCACCGAUCGUUUGCUGCAAAAGUAGCUGUUGUUACCUGACCAGUCUUAUAACCAACAAUGCUACAGUCGCGUGAAUGGCACUUAGAGUAAUAGAACAGGGAGUAGUAAGAACAGAGCAAUGGCAAAAGGCACCAGUUGCCAGAA